Pistacia vera is the source of this 846-nucleotide messenger RNA. Its product is annotated as leucine-rich repeat protein 1-like. The record is from RefSeq and is a predicted model, not a curated record. Gene Ontology annotation, molecular function: protein binding. NCBI's taxonomy places the organism in Eukaryota, Viridiplantae, Streptophyta, Magnoliopsida, Sapindales, Anacardiaceae.
AUGGGCUCAGUUGAAGAAUUAACUGAGCCCAUUUGGAGAAGGAGACUCUUUUCCACCUUUAGAAAAGCUUAUCAGAUCCAGAUAACGUCCUUCAAAGUUGGGAUCCCACGCUUGUUAAUCCCUGCACUUGGUUUCCACAUCACUUGCAAUCAAGACAAUCGCGUUACUCGAUUGGAUUUAGGUAAUUCAAAUCUGUCUGGACAUCUAGUCCCUGAACUGGGGAAGCUAGAGCAUUUGCAAUAUUUGGAGCUUUACAAAAACAACAUUCAAGGAACUAUCCCUGCUGAGCUUGGUAACUUGAAAGGCCUUAUUAGCCUGGACUUGUAUAACAACAACAUCUCUGGAACCAUCCCUCCCUCCUUGGGAAAACUCAAGUCUCUUGUUUUUUUGCGGCUUAAUGAUAACCGAUUAACUGGAAAAAUUCCCAGGGAACUUGUUGGAAUUUCAAGCCUCAAAGUUGUGGAUGUUUCUAGUAAUGAUCUAUGGACAAUUCCUGCCAGUGGACCAUUUGAACACAUACCUCUCAACAACUUUGAGAAUAAUCCUAAACUUGAAGGUCCGCAGUUGCUGGGACUUGCGAGUUAUGACACAAACUGCUCAUGAAUGAUUGACUAGUUGGUUUCAGAUAGAUAUGUACUUGAAAAAUUGAAAGUGUCUUACCUUUACCUCAAAGUGUAGUUGGAUUGGUGAAAAAUGAGACCCAUAUAUAUGUAAAGUAUACUAUACUGGUUGAAUGCAUCUGUAAUUGCAUUGUUAUGCUCUUUCCAAAAAUGUUCAAGACUAGAAUUUUAUUGAUGUAAUACUAGUGGAGGUUUCUUGGUUGUGGUCGAUGCUUUAAUUUGAUUU